GUGGGAGGAGGAGGAAAAAAGAGGAGGAGGAAGAGGAAGAGGCGCUGCCCGCCCCGGGCGGGUCAGAGUUGCGAGUCGCCGCCCGAAGAUGGCGGCCGCGGCGGGGAACGUGUGCGGCGCCGCCGGGGCCGGGGCUGCGGCUGAAGCGCGGUUCAUCAGCAGCGCCAAGGGAAAAGGUUUAUUCGCCACCAAGAACAUCCGCAAAGGAGAAACUGUGUUCGUGGAGAGGCCGGUGGUCUCGUCGCAGUUCCUCUGGAACGCCCUGUACAACUACCGAGCCUGUGAUCACUGCCUGCGGGCUUUGGAGACAGCGGAGGAAAAUGCCCAGCGGCUGCUGGGGAACAGCUCGCUGGUGCUGCCUCACCCCGAGCAGUGCAGCAUCCGCAAGGACCUGCACCAGCAGUGUCCCCGCUGCCAGGUGAUGUACUGCAGCGCCGAGUGCAGGCAGGCCGCCUGGGAGCAGUACCACCGCGUCCUCUGCCUUGGCCCAUCUCGUGACGACCCCACACACCCCCUCAACAAGCUGCAGGAGGCAUGGAGAAACAUGCAUUAUCCACCAGAGACUUCCAGCAUCAUGUUGAUGGCCCGAAUGGUCGCCACCGUCAAACAGGCUAAAGACAAGGAGUGGUGGAUCAAGACCUUCUCCCAGUUCUGCAGUAAGACGGCAAAUGAAGAAGAGGAGAUUGUGCACAAGCUGCUGGGCGACAAAUUUAAGGGCCAGCUGGAGCUGCUGCGGUUGCUCUUCACCGAAGCCCUUUACGACGAACAUCUGAGCAGGUGGUUCACUCCAGAAGGCUUUCGAUCCCUCUUUGCCCUCGUUGGGACCAAUGGCCAAGGCAUAGGAACAAGCUCCCUGAGCCAGUGGGUUCACGCUUGCGAUGCGCUGGAUCUCCCCAUGCUGCAGCGAGAGGAGCUGGACGCCUUCAUUGACCAGCUCUACAAGGACAUGGAGAAGGAGUCAGGAGAGUUCCUCAACUGCGAGGGAUCAGGUCUCUACGUGCUCCAGAGCUGCUGUAACCACAGCUGCAUCCCCAAUGCUGAGACAUCCUUCCCCGAAAACAACUUCCUCCUGCAUCUGACAGCUCUGGAGGACAUCGAGGCAGGAGAGGAAAUCUGCAUCAGUUAUUUAGACUGUUGUCAGAGGGAGCGGAGCAGACACAGCCGCAACAAGAUACUCAGGGAGAACUACUUGUUCACCUGCUCGUGCCCUAAGUGCCUGGCGCAAGCCGACGAUGCCGACGUGACGUCAGAUGAGGAGGAGGAAGGCGAAGGGGAGACGGAUGAUGCCGAGCUGGAGGAUGAGAUGACUGAUGUUUGAUCCUAACCUCCCAGGCGAGAGGAAAAGGGAAGAGACGGGGAAGGUUCCUUCGAGAGGCAGCAGCUUUAAUACUAGAAACAGGGUUGUGUUGUGGGGUCGGGUGGGAGGCCACGGAGCUCGGGGGAGCAGGAGGCUGGCCCUGCUCCCGCCCGGUCGUGUUGUGUGUGUGUGUGUGUGUGUGUGCGUGUCAGGCCGUCCCCGUCCUUCCUGCGAGGACAGGCUGUGAGUUGGUGACCCCGCUGCCACAUCCUUAGUCCCCAGAAGGGCUGGCCGGUGCUCGCAGGGGAGGCUGGAGGAGAGCAGGGUCCUGCCAGCCCCCGGGACAUCACCAUGGUCACCUCGUGGCCACCUCUGAGGCUGCUCCGCUGUGUCCGUGCUGGCCAUGGGUGCGGAGGAGCGCGUCCUUUCCAGCCCCGCAGGGACGAGGGGAACGUGAGUGUGUGUUUGUGCACGAGGAUACUAUUUAAUGUCUAUCUAAGCACUAUCUACACACCGAGGCGCUGGGGUCUGUAUAUAUGUUCCAUUCCAUGCCUUGGCUCAGCGAGCAGUGAGGGACAAAACGAUUUUGCAAGUGGGACAGAGACACUUUAGAGGGUGGAUGUCGAGCGGGGCCGACGCUGGCAGGUGCCUCCCGUCGUGCCAAGCCCCGUGCAGCCACCACCAGGCUGUUGCUAGCCCAGAGCCAACACAUGUCACGGUGUCACCGUCCAAAACCCAAAAGCUAUUUUGAGUUUUGCAGAGUGUGAGUUGUCCCGCUGGGCCACUUUGGGAGGAGGAUGUGCCCGAGCGGGAGCUGCCAUGCCCAGGGACACAGCGUGGUGCUGGGAGCUUCCCCGCACCAAGGUGUCACCGGCAGCCGAGCGUUGUCAUCCCUCCCAUGCGGUCACACCACUGUCCCUGUCCAGAUCUUGUGCCUGGAGGGAGAACGUGGCUCCAAACGACAGGUUGGGGAUGUGCCCAGGGUAUUUUCCUGCCAUUCUGGAUUUUUGGGGAGCUGUUUUCCUGCCGCUGCUUCCAGUGGCAGCUGGAUUGUAGGACCGAGUGCGACACUGUAGAUGGGCAGCUGUGACACCGCCAUCACUGCCACCCCACUGCUUGUCCCCAGCCAUCCCAGGGCCGUGUCCCCUUCAGUAUUCAUAAUAAACCGAGACCAGUGAGACACGGGA
Molecule: messenger RNA, 2484 nt
Organism: Columba livia (rock pigeon)
Lineage: Eukaryota; Metazoa; Chordata; Aves; Columbiformes; Columbidae
Gene: SMYD5
Product: SMYD family member 5
Exons: 13
Coding region: 89-1318 (409 amino acids)
Biological process (GO): negative regulation of gene expression, epigenetic
Molecular function (GO): histone H4K20 methyltransferase activity; protein binding
Source: RefSeq, a predicted model, not a curated record